GAGGAUGAAAACAGUUGCGAGCCGUGGCGAGCGGCUUCAUUUUGAGUGGCGCGUCGCUGCGGCCGGGAGCCGAGCGGGAACGGGAGGUGGGGGCGGCGGGGGGGGAAGAGAUGAAAACGCAAGGCAGGCAAGGCCAGCGAGUUCAUACCAACCGCCAGCAACACAAAACACACGGAGAUCCGGACACCCCCAAGCUCCCUCUCUGCACCAGCACCACCGAGAACUGACAAACAGGCUGCCCCCGCCCCACCAUAAUGACAGUGUGAUCGGGCCGAGUUGUUUUUAAUUUCAUUCCCCUGAUGUGUGCGUGUGGAGCCGUGGUGGUCAACUUCAUUCCCCUCACCACCUUCCCCGCCGCUCACUCUUGUUAAUCGCUGUUAUAUAUAUUUUUUAAUUUAUUUCCUUUUUUAAAUAUUCACCCAUCCUUUUCCCCCACCCCCCGGAAAAAACACUGAACCUACGCCGCCCGUGGAGCCGAUAGCUUUAUGUAUGAGAAGGCCAAGUUUAAGUUUUCCCAUGACUGCAUUAUUAGUGCUCAAUAACAUUAACUAAACAUUAACAAACUAUAGGUACUGUUUAGGUGGAAUCGUGCUUGUUAUAAUUUUGGCAACAGAAGUAUCCAAAACUCAGCAAUAAAAGAACUAUCAACAUGGCCAAAGAUAUUGGGGUAAGAGAAACUAAUGGCGAGAUCAAAGUUUUUACAGAUCAGAAUGUUAGUCCAGCAAAAAUUGCAUUAGUGACAGUAGCAUCUUCGCAUCUCAUGACCCCAGGGAAACAAAUUUUGCCAAAAACGUUGGGGCUAUCAAAUGUUAGUAAUGCUCCUCAGAUGAUAAUCAGUACUCCUCAACGGACACCAACAACACCUACUCUAUUAUUGAGUAGCCCUCAUGGUCCUAAUGUGCACAUGAUAACUCAGGGUGAGACAUCGGACUCUUCUCCGUGGAGUACAGGUAAAAGGAGCAAAAAGGGUGAAAAAAAUGGCAAAGGAUUGCGGCAUUUCUCAAUGAAGGUUUGCGAGAAAGUGCAGCAGAAAGGAACAACUACCUACAAUGAAGUGGCAGAUGAGCUGGUGGCAGAGUUCAGUAAUACGAACAACCACGAAACGGGCUCUGAUGAACAGGGAUAUGAUCAAAAAAAUAUAAGGCGUCGUGUGUAUGAUGCGCUGAACGUGCUCAUGGCAAUGAACAUCAUUUCUAAAGAGAAGAAAGAAAUCAAGUGGAUAGGACUUCCCACAAACUCAGCUCAAGAGUGCCAGAAUCUAGAGAUGGAGAAGCGGAGGAAAAUGGAGAUGAUUAAGCAAAAGCAGUUACAACUUAAGGAGUUGCUUCUGCAGCAAAUUGCCUUUAAGAAUCUGGUUCAACGAAAUCGCCUUGUAGAACAACAAUCUGGCAGAGUUCCUCCUCCCAAUACUGCCAUUCGACUGCCCUUCAUUUUAGUCAACACCAGCAAAAAAACAAUCAUAGACUGCAGUAUCUCUCCUGAUAAGUUUGAAUAUUUUUUUAACUUUGAUAAUACAUUCGAAAUCCAUGACGACAUUGAAAUUCUUAAGCGAAUGCGAAUGGCUUUUGGAUUGGAGUCUGGUGGCUGUUCUGCUGAGGAACUGAAGAUGGCGAAGAGCUUAGUACCCCAAGUCCUGGAACCAUACGUAAUAGAAAUGGCUAAAGGAGUGCAAAAUGUCAGCUCAGGCCCAAGUUCAGUAGCAGCAUCUGCAUCUUCGUCAAGCUUCCAAUCUAGCAGAGCAUUUGGUGCCAGUGAUGCAAUACAAGCCUUACCAACUGAUACCGAAGUGGCCUUAGUGACUAGUCAAGCACAAGGAAGUUUCAAUGGUACACACGUUCCUGAUCCCAGAAUGGAGACUCCUAUGUCGUAUAUUGGUGAUGAUGAUGAUGAAGAUGAUGAUGAUGAUGAGGAGUAUGAAUGAACUUAAUGAUCAUUCUACAUGUAUUCCUAUUUUCUGUUGCCUUUAAUGGCAUCUCCGGAAAGAAUUGUCUCUGAGGCAGAGACUUUAAGAAUUGUUAUUUUGACUUGUGAGGGGUUUUAACUUAAUUCUAUUCUCUUCUAAUUUAAGCAUAAGAAACAUUGAAAACAGAAUUGUCAAGAUACUUUUCUGAAUGCAGGAACAACAGUUGAACAUUUUUAAAUGAUUUUGCUUCUCUGUUGACUUAUUACUGCAGCAAGUGCAGCUAUAAAAGCUACUAGUCGCUCAGUCACAUUUUGGAACAAUAUUGCAGUAACAUCUGUAGCUUCAAAAGUGCUACCGAGUACUGAUGUUUACAUGUUUUUCUUUCUCGGCUGAGCUGCUGGUUUAGCACCUUACGGCAACUAUGUCCCACUAAGGACGGGAAAGAAAUGGAGAUAGUUAUUUCCCCUCCUACAAGUUCGCCGCCUGUUAGAUGGCAUUGAAAGCAGUUGUGGACGGAGUCGUUAAUGUUCCAUCCUUUCAGCUUGAUGUUUUGAAUGAAAUUCGGAGUAGAGGAGAGAGGAUUUAAAAAAAAAUGUUAGUACAGAAAAUAAAUUGAAGUGUUACUUGUACUUUAAAGGCUUUUUGCUGCUGCCAGAAAACUUUGUAAAAAGCAAUCCUGUGAUUGGUUUUAGAAUUUCUGGUACUAGGUCAAUAAAUAGUGCAUUAUAUAGUUCUAUUUAGUAUAUUCCUGGAGCAGCAGUAAUGUAUGAAGUACUUUUAAAGCUUGACUUCACCUUUCAAACAUAAGUAUAGUGGUGUACUCACUGAGCAGAUGCAGAUCUUUUUACCCAUCUUAUCUUUGUAACCACCUACAAAUAAAUGCUGAACAAAGCCUGUUGCGGAAUCAACAGUUUUUUUUAAUUAAAUGCAUUCUUAAUUUUAAAAGCUUCCCUGAUGGCCUGUGAGAUGUUAAAACAUUUUGUGCGGUGCCUAUACAAAUGUUGUGUUUUCUGUGGCAAAUUGUAAAGUUUGCUAUUAUAUUUUCUGGGUUUGCUGCCUGUGGAGUUUGUUUGAUAACGCAGACUGUUUUUGCUGGCACAGCACAUUUAUAAUACUAUUGCAUCUGACUGGUUCUCAAAUUGGAUAUGAGUAUUUGCACCACUAGUGUUGCAUGUUAGUGUGGGGGAAAGAGGGGAACAUGAAAUGUUUUUCAAGUCUAUUUCCUGUUAAUAUUUUAUCUGAUUUGGAAUUUUAUUUUGUUCUGUACACCACCUUUCUGGUGGAACAUGGCUGGUAAAGGGUGAAAGUCGGGUGCAGAUCUGGUUCAGGUUGGCUAAAGAUAAAGGCUGACUUCCUAAAUUGAUUUUUGGUAAUGUAAGUCAAUUGACCCGAUCUGUGUGACUGAGUUGAACUGUUUUUUUUAUCAUUAAAGCUGAAUCGCUUCCAGAUACUGACGACCUCAAUUGUGGAAAGCUGGCAUUUCCUCUCCCUUGUGGAAGCAUGCUUCCUGUUAAUUGAAUGUUGUCUGAAAAAGGAGAACUUGGAACAGUUCCAUUUCUGGGUGACAGGAGGUUUAAGUAGCCUGUUGGUGGAAAGAGAAAAUGAGGACAUGCAGGUCCAGCUUUAGGCUUGAAUUUUCUUGGAUAUAUUUUUUAAUAAAAAACAAAGAAAAUAGAAUCAACUAUUGAAGAAUCCCUCAGAGGUACUGCUUUUGCUAUACAUGCUUUGAGCAGAAGCAUAUUCAUGUUUAGUUUUGUUUAUCAAAGCUUGUUUUACCCAUCAAAUUUUGGUCUCCCGAUAGUAUGAGUAUCUCUGCAUUCAUUGGGAUCAGUAUCAUAAACUUCGGUUGAUUUCUUUUUCCCAGGUGUUUGUUUUGUUACUAUUAGGAGCAAUACAAAAUGCACUUCACACGUCACCCAUCUGAAUUGUAUAUGAUGGAUGAACCUCCUCAUCCUCUGAGCAGCACAUUAAAAUCAGAUAGCUGACAUUUCAAGGUCGAAGUGAAACUUAAAUGUGUUUGUGUUUAUGUGUGUGAGAACUCAUGUGUGCAUCUCCUUGAUUUGAAUGAGUAUUUGGAUCGAAUGAAACAUAGGAACAGUGGCCCAAUCGAGAUCUGAUCAACUGAGUCCAUAUGCGAUUCGUAAAUUGAUUUUAAGGGAAUUUCCUGAAGCAGCUUUUUAUGGACUUUUGUACAUUUACAGAAACUUGGUCACAGAAUUUUCUAUAAACACUAGGUCUUUUUGUAGACCAACUUGAGUAUAUUGGGAAGGCAAUAACUGGAAUAGGAAUUAUUUAAGACUGACAAGUCUCUAAAACACAUUGAGAGCAAAGCAAUCUACAGUAUAAAGAAAAUACAGUAUUUAAAAAACUAUGAAAUCCCGAAGGUGUAUAUUUUGUUGGAAUAGUGUGCUUCAGUGAUACAACAUCUUUUUUCCACAUAACAAAUAAUGUAGUUACUUGCGAUCUUUCCCUGUCCGAAAUACUUUUGUGUAUGGUUGCAAAAUGAGGGUUGGGGCAAGAGAUUGUAAAUGUUGAGACAAAAAUCUAAUCUCUCAAUGCUGCAGUAUAAUCUGUAAUUCAAACAUAUAAUUCUGUCUGCAUUGUUACAAAUGAGGAUGUUGUUUUUAGUUUCAUGACUAUCAUUAAAAUUUAUAAGCUUGAAAUAAAAACAUAAUCUUA
Molecule: messenger RNA, 4582 nt
Organism: Amblyraja radiata (thorny skate)
Lineage: Eukaryota; Metazoa; Chordata; Chondrichthyes; Rajiformes; Rajidae
Product: transcription factor Dp-1-like
Exons: 13
Coding region: 650-1921 (423 amino acids)
Biological process (GO): regulation of transcription by RNA polymerase II; regulation of cell cycle
Cellular component (GO): nucleus; transcription regulator complex
Molecular function (GO): RNA polymerase II transcription regulatory region sequence-specific DNA binding; DNA-binding transcription factor activity, RNA polymerase II-specific
Source: RefSeq, a predicted model, not a curated record